This is a messenger RNA of Microtus ochrogaster (prairie vole), 993 nucleotides long. RefSeq names its product elongin C (gene Eloc). Gene Ontology annotation, biological process: ubiquitin-dependent protein catabolic process. The record is from RefSeq and is a predicted model, not a curated record. NCBI's taxonomy places the organism in Eukaryota, Metazoa, Chordata, Mammalia, Rodentia, Cricetidae.
CGGGGGUAGGCAGCUGGGGUGGGGGGGGGCGGCCCUGAAUAGGGGCUGUGGCGGUACGCGGGGACACGGCUGCGGCGGCUGCAGGACUGGCCAGAAACUGCUGAAGUUCCUGUGGGAUCAAGUAGAAUUUUAUAAGAACAUAAUGGAUGGAGAAGAGAAAACCUAUGGUGGCUGUGAAGGCCCUGAUGCUAUGUAUGUCAAGUUAAUAUCUUCUGAUGGCCAUGAAUUUAUUGUAAAAAGAGAACAUGCAUUAACAUCAGGAACAAUAAAGGCCAUGUUGAGUGGACCAGGUCAAUUUGCCGAAAAUGAAACCAAUGAGGUCAAUUUUAGAGAGAUCCCUUCGCACGUGCUCUCAAAAGUGUGCAUGUACUUUACCUACAAGGUCCGCUACACUAACAGCUCCACCGAGAUUCCUGAAUUCCCAAUUGCACCUGAAAUAGCCCUGGAACUUCUCAUGGCUGCGAACUUCCUAGAUUGUUAAAUAAAAUAAAUUAUAAUAAACUGUUAAUUUUUUCAGUAUUUAAUACCUGUAGUUCAGUUAGUAAUUUUUUCACAUAUAGCAUGUUGCCUGUAUGAACUCUAAAGUUAAUGCUGAGCAGAUCCUUUCUGUCAUUUGCAUAGCAGAAUUGAAAUUUGUUUGCUACAUCAACAAAUUAAGGACGUUACAAGCCAAGAAAUAAACAAAUAAUGCCAGUUUGUAGGUGGUUUGCUUUCUCCUUUGGAUGUGACCUUUAAAAUAAUAAGUAAUAUAGCAAAUCCUGGAAUGUACGCGUAAAUGAACAUAUUCUACAGGUAAAUACAGGGGCUAAGUAUUUUUAUGUUUUUAGUGUUUUUUUAAGAACCAGUUCUGAUCUUAACAGCCACUGGGUAUUACUAGAGUUAUGCAAAUAAUUACAUGUUUAUAACUUAGCCAAACCUUGAUUUUUGUAACUCAAACAAUAAGAGUUGAAAUUUCUUAUGUGUUUUUUGAUAAACUGCAGUAUUGUUUAAUUG